This is a messenger RNA of Drosophila bipectinata, 2797 nucleotides long. RefSeq names its product Protein tyrosine phosphatase Meg2 (gene Ptpmeg2). Gene Ontology annotation, molecular function: protein tyrosine phosphatase activity. Lineage: Eukaryota; Metazoa; Arthropoda; Insecta; Diptera; Drosophilidae. Gene Ontology annotation, biological process: protein dephosphorylation. The record is from RefSeq and is a predicted model, not a curated record.
UCCGGCGCGCCGUGUUCAUCUCACUCUGAUUUUUCCGCGAUCGCGGUGUGUGCGCUUUCCCACAUGGCCUUUUAAUGCCCAAGUUUCUAACAAAAAAAAAAAAAAAUAAUAAGAAACGCCAAUUUAUUUAUUAUUUGUUUGUUACUGUGCUCAUGGUGCUGGUAGUGAGUGAAAAAUGCCCUAAAAUGCAACAAACACACUGGAAUGUGAGCAUACCCGAGGAUAAGAAUAACAACAACAGUGAGAAAAGCAGUGGCUGUCAUCAACGCAUCUUCAUCUGCAUUGCCAAGGCUGUGAAACAAUUCAUUGAUCUCUGCAACAACUUGGUUGCCAACCGCAGCACAACAACAACAGCAGCAACCACAGCGGCAUCACCAGCAGCUUCCGUUUCCGCUUCCGCCGCCACUGUCGCCUCCUCCUCCUCCACCAUCACAGCCAGCAGUAGCAGUAGCACAGACCCUUACCCCUUACAGAACCAACAACAACACUUAGUACAAUUACCCACCGGAGGAGGAGGAGGAUCUGGAUCUGGAGGAGGGGCUACCACUCCCGUUAGGAGACAAAUAUCCCCAACGACAGCUGUUAAGUUUCUCCACGCCCGCAAGUUCGAUGUCCCGCGUGCCGUCUCCCUCUACGAACAACAUGAACAGAUCCGCCAGAAGGAGCAUCUCUACAACAUCGAUCCGGACGUGGAGACACUACGAUCAGAGCUACAGACUGGCAAGUUUACGAUACUGCCCGCAAGAACUUCCAGUGGCGCUGCCAUUGCCUUGUUCACCGCCAACCGCCACAGUCCACUGAGUGCCUCGCACACCACCACCCUCCAGGGCAUCGUCUACCAGCUGGACAGUGCCCUCCAGGACACGGAGACCCAGCGGGCCGGCCUGGUGUUCAUCUACGACAUGAGUGGCUCCAAGUAUUCCAACUUUGAUUACGACCUCUCCCAGAAGAUUCUCACGCUCCUCAAGGGUGCUUAUCCGGCGCGUUUGAAAAAGGUCCUCAUUGUGACGGCACCAUUGUGGUUUAAGGCUCCCUUUAAAAUCCUACGGCUGUUUGUGCGCGAAAAGCUGCGCGAACGAGUCUUCACUGUAUCCGUGCCGCAGUUGGCGUUGCACGUGCCGCGUAAAGCGCUGCCCAUACAUCUGGGUGGCACGCUGGAGGUCGAUCACGCCACAUGGUUGCUCAGCUGCCGCCAAUCGAUGACGAAUCGUGAGGACGAGCUGCUGGCCAAUAUCGUGGGUGUGGGAUCGGCUGGUAGUGGAGUAGUAGUGGCCACCACCACCACAACCACAACCACCACCACGAAUGGCACUGUGGAACCUGUGGAAGGAACUACAAUAAUCACAGAAAGCAACAAUACACCAACCACCAACGCCGCCACCAGUAACACCACCGUAGUAACGAUCCGGAAUGGCGUAAGUCCUGCCACUGGAACGCAGGAUGGAGUAGCUGUUGCCGCUGCCGAAUCCACUGGAUCUGGGGAGCCCAACGAGAACAUCACAAUCAACGGACUGAGUCCCAGCCACCGCAGCAAUACGUCUGGCCCCACUGCAACAACGACAGUCAACUCCCUCAAGCUCAAUACAAGCCCCGGUGGUGGUGGUGGUGGUGGUGCUGACGGCAGCACUACAACAGCUGGAGGUGGUACCACUGGAGGAACUGAAACUGUUAUAGGUUUUGGAACUGUUAUAGUUAGAGCAGGUGCUGGUGCAGGUGCUACAGCUGGUGCUGGAACAGGAACAACCACAACGAACGGUGGUGGCGAAUUCUGGUCAGAGAAUCCUCCAAGCAGUGCCUCUUCGGGCUUCAGUGACGACGACAGUCUGGCCGGCCAGGAGGGUGAUCCUAAGCCCAUCGAGCAGAUUGUUCAGAUGGUCAAGCAGCGCGGCCGCCAUGGGUUGAUCAAGGAGUACACAGACAUCCGAAACCGGGCACCCGAAGGCACUUUUGCCCAUGCGAGGAUGCGCACGAAUCUAACCAAAAAUCGCUACACAGAUGUCCUUUGCUAUGAUCACAGUCGAGUGGUGCUGGCUUACGAAGACGGCGUGGAGCUGUCGGAUUACAUAAAUGCGAAUUUUGUCGAUGGCUACAAACAGAAGAAUGCCUAUAUUUCAACUCAAGGUCCAUUACCAAAGACAUCCCAGGACUUUUGGCGCAUGGUCUGGGAGCAGCGUUGUUUAGUUAUAGUUAUGACGACGCGCGUGAUGGAGCGCGGACGUGUUAAAUGCGGCCAGUACUGGGAGCCGACUGAAGAUAGUUCCUUAGAGUUUGGCAACUACCAUGUGCGAACCAUUACCGUUGAAUGCAACGAGGACUACACGGUGGCCUCGCUGGAGUUGAGAAACAUAAAGACUGACGAAAUUCGCAAUGUCUCGCAUUGGCAGUUCACCAGUUGGCCAGACUAUGGUGUUCCCAGCUCGGCCAUGGCCAUGCUGAAUUUCCUGCAAAAGGUACGCGACAAGCAGGCGGAACUAGUCCACGCCCUAGGCGACACAUGGACGGGUCAUCCGCGAGGACCUCCAAUUGUGGUGCACUGCAGUGCUGGAAUCGGACGGACAGGGACAUUCAUCACCCUGGACAUUUGCAUAUCGCGGCUGGAGGAUGUGGGCACGGCGGAUAUACGGGGAACCGUGGAGAAGAUUCGUUCGCAGCGCGCCUACUCAAUCCAAAUGCCCGAUCAGUAUGUGUUUUGCCACCUGGCGCUAAUUGAGUACGCCUAUUCGAGGGGUAUGUUGCAGAGCGUGGACUUGGCCGGAUUCGAUGAGCGGGAACCCGAUUCAGAGUAGAUUCGAAACCC